AUGGCGGACGACGCGCCCGCGGCCCUCGCCGACGUCGUCAUCGACGCCGUCGGCCCCGACGCGGCGACGCACGCCCUCGAGGAGCGGGUCUGGGUGCCCUGCAAGCGCGACGUCUGGCGCCUCGCGACGGCCCUCGUGCGCCCCGGCGAGGAGCUGGAGAUCGAGGUGGCGGGCCUCGACGGCAACCCCCAGCGCUUCCGGCGCAAGGACGUGCGCGACUUCGACCCGAGCCACCUCGUGCCCGUCGACGACCUCAUGCGCGUCAACAACCUCAGCGAGGCGCCGCUUUUGGACGCGCUCGCGCGGCGCCACGCGGCCGACGCCAUCUACACGGCC
Molecule: messenger RNA, 336 nt
Organism: Aureococcus anophagefferens
Lineage: Eukaryota; Pelagophyceae; Pelagomonadales; Pelagomonadaceae
Exons: 1
Source: RefSeq, a predicted model, not a curated record